CCCUCCGGCUGGGGGCGGCCGGGUCGGCACUCGCCGGGAUCCCAUUCCUCCUCCCUCGGUGCAUGGUCGCGGCGGGAGCGGAGGAGGGUGAGCCCGGCGGGGCGCGGGCCGGAGGCGGCGGCGGGAGCGGAGCCUCAGCGCGGAGGAGCCGCCUCUGCCCGGCAGCGGGAGCUCAGACUCCAAGCAAGGCAAUUUUCCAUAAAAACACCACCUAAUGGAUUAUGCAGACAAUCAGGUAUUGCCAGGCAUCUGAAGUGGUUGAGUAAGACCUAAAGAUUUGGAACAGUGGUGUAUGAUGUCAAACAGUGGGCAGUCCUUGUAGCCUCCCCCACCAGCCUGCAGUGUCAUGUGCCAGUAUGAAUGUUAAGAAAGAAACGCAUACUUCAGACCUCAGCAUCCCAGAAAGAAAAACGAGGAACUGAACAGAGAGAGCAAAUGAUUGCACCGCUUACAAAACUUGAGUCUGUUCACUUUUUCUCCUGAGAAGCUUCAUCUUGACCUUUGUGAGAGAGCUGAGAAAGUAGGCAGAGCAGCCACAGUGAUUUUCUUAGGGUCCUUUUCCUUUUUUAAUUUAAUUUUUUCUCCCUUGUGUCUGGAUUUUAAGUGUGCUGCACUGAUCACAAGCACUGGACAUCAAUAUGUGUCAUGUCAUUGUAACGUGUCGGUCGAUGCUAUGGACUCUGCUGAGUAUCGUGGUGGCUUUUGCAGAGCUCAUUGCCUUCAUGAGUGCAGACUGGCUGAUUGGCAAAGCAAAGCCUUCAAGCUCCGACGAGGUGGACAACAGAACAGGGGGACCUCAGGAGCCCUACCGUCCAACGCUGGGCAUCUACGGGCGCUGCACCAGGAUCUCCCACAUGCAGUUCUCUCGACGAGACACGCUUUGUGGUCCUUAUGCUGAAAACUUCAGUGAGAUUGCCAGUGGGUUCUGGCAGGCAACCGCUAUUUUCCUAGCCAUGGGAAUCAUGAUUCUCUGCACCGUGGCAUUUGUGUCUGUCUUUACUAUGUGUGUGCAGAGUAUAAUGAAGAAAAGCAUUUUUAAUGUCUGUGGGCUGCUACAAGGGAUUGCAGGGCUCUUCCUUAUCUUAGGCUUGAUACUUUACCCUGCAGGUUGGGGAUGCCAGAAGGCGAUAAGCUAUUGUGGACCUUAUGCUUCUGCUUACAAACUAGGAGACUGCUCCUUGGGCUGGGCUUUCUACACAGCUAUCGGCGGCACUGUUCUGACAUUCAUCUGUGCGGUCUUCUCGGCGCAAGCUGAAAUAGCCACAUCCAGUGACAAAGUGCAAGAAGAAAUAGAAGAAGGAAAAAACCUUAUCUGCCUCCUUUAACUCCAGUGGAGAAAAAUACCAGCACCUGGAUCGUUAUCUGCUUUCCAUUGACUGGGCAAGCAGAUCCAUUUACCUGUUUUUACCAUUUGUGUGAUUGAGCCCCAUGCAUUCCAGCCCUGAACUACUGAAAGGGUCUUUCUUCUUUGCUGGGCAAUGAGGAUCAGAGAAAGGAUCCCGAGAAAGCAGAAUGUAAAUACUUGGGGAUAUUUUUAGUUUCAUUCUGUUAUCAGAAAACAGUGGAGUAUAUUAAUCCAACUGGGGAUGUGAGUAAUCACAUGUAUAUAGCAGGAAUGUUGUUAAAACUGAAAAAUUCUGAUUGAUUGGAUUGCCUAGCCCACCUUGGUCACUCUGAAGAGUUUGGGUUUAAAAUAAUACAAGCCAGCACAUUUCUUUCUUUUUAAGCAAAAGAGAAGCCUAUUUUAAUGAGGCUUUGUUUCAAAGGGCUCCCCUCACUGGUGAAUAUUUCUUCACCAUCACCUGGUUUGGUACCAUUUUCAUGGAGGUGCUUUCUGGUACUGAACUUCCUUGAAGUACAGUGCCUUCUUGGAUAUUAACUCUAUGUUGGAGACAGCAAAGCUGACAUUUACACCAAUCUUAAGGCAUUUAGAAACUCAAGUCCUUGACAGAUUUCUCUCUCUUGAAACUCAAAGGUGUGGCAACUUAUUACUUAGCAGGUAAAUAUUUUUUCCACUGACUAGACAGAGAAGUUGUUGUUAGACUGGCUUUCCUGAUUCAGAUAAAACUGAAAUAUUUCUACAGACUUUAGUAAAGUUUCUGAAAUCUCAAGCAGAUAACAGCUCCCCACAGCACCAGCCUUAUCUGGGCUGCAGCCUCUACUACAACUGUGGAUUCCACAUUGUACUUUUUCUCUCGUCAGUGAAAUGUCAUUCCCAGUCUACAGAUCAGUCUGUAUCAUGACCCAGAUGCACACGAGUCUUUAGGAAAUUUAAAUUUUUCAGGAAGUCUUUACAAAUUCUAUGUGGCUGGGAAGAUUUCUUUUCCUUUUUUUUUUUUUUUUUUUGUGUGUGUGUAGUAGCAGAGCUUUUUCCAACUACAUCGGCAGUAAUUAAACAGGCCUUGCCACAAAUGCCAUUUUUUUCUCAAAGCCAGCUCGUUUUGUUAUUUGUGGUGUUGCCUCACUUACUAGAACUACUUCUGAUUCCAAGUUUGUAAGGUAUUUUAACAAACAAAAGAAUGAUGCAACUGUGCCAUAGGAGCAUUGGGGAUAACUGAUUUGAAUAGUUCUAAUUAAAUACUAGGUGAAUUUUAGAUUCCUUUUCUUACUUCUUGAUAGUUUAACAUCAUCUAGUGACAGUGUUGCUUCACUAUUACACAGAGCAGAGAUUCUUGGUUUUGCCUGGUCAGUCCCUUAAAAUGUGCCAUUAGUUAUUAAAAAGCUGUUGUUACUGUCCAGGUAGGUAGCUGCUUUCACGGCACUGCUGACGUGCCUCACAGGACAGGAGCUGUUCAGCAGCCCCGGCGCAGCUGGAGGAUCAGCGAACAGUCACGGGGCUGGGCUCCCCUUCCUGCCCCUGCUGCCCACCAGCCACAGGGCAGCUCCAGCCCGUGCCUCUGUGCCUGUGGCACCUGCAGCCUGUGCGCUGCACAGACACACAGGUGACCUCUGAGACGCAGUGCAGCAAGGCCAACUUCUGACUGUGUUCAAAAAGGGAUUGUUUUAACCUGGCCUCUUCUUGCAUUCACCUGCUCCUUCAACCCACAUCCACCACCUUCUACUUCAAAGCAGGUGUGAGUUUGUGGGUCCCAAGUUGGGCAACUCCCUGGGGGCUCCCCUGGCGGGGGAGACCCUCCUGGAGCAGUUCUGUGUCAGGAACAAGAGACACAUUGGACUUUCUUGGUCUUUAGCUUCUGUUUAUUGUUAUCAAAACUUCAGCACACUGUCUGUGCCCAGACUUUGCAUGUGUGCAAACAGCACAAAAAUGGCCAACAACCUCAUGCUGCAAGGUCUUUUUAAGUCUAAUCAAAAACUAAAUUACCCAAUUAAGAAGAAACACCUAAAUUAUUUU
This is a messenger RNA of Lonchura striata (white-rumped munia), 3352 nucleotides long. The record is from RefSeq and is a predicted model, not a curated record. Lineage: Eukaryota; Metazoa; Chordata; Aves; Passeriformes; Estrildidae.